UGAGUAAGAGUUUUACGUGUAGGAACACUCUAAAUAUCCAGCUGGAGCGAGAGGGUUCAGCUGGUGUUGCUUCAAGGCUCCCAUGAGCAGCGGCGCUCACCUGACUGCCGCCUGUUACACAGCACCUUGCUUUAGCUGCCUUUCAAAAGAAGUAUUUUGCUUACAACUGCAUCUUUCUAGCAUCCUAUUGAUUAACUUCUUUCUUACCAAGAUUCCCUUAUUGUGAGGUAUUUGUCCAGGAAGCCGAGACAGAACAGAAGAAAAUUAAAACUUAGGCCUUUAUGAGAGAAAAAUCUUUGAAACAGUCAUCUGUAUGCAAUGCUUAGGUCUUGGCAGCAAAAAGAAUACAAUUACGCUUAUUUUGAUCACUUCCUCAACUUCCGUUGAAAAGUGACCACAAUCACUAUAUUCAUGACAGUUCCCAUCCUAGUUUAAAAUGACAAGGUAUAUCUCCAUUUGAAUUACUUUGCAAAGGGCCUUUUUAUGUAGAAUAAAAUGAAAAGUCCUGUGCCAAAAGAGUCUUCCUGUACCAUUAAACACCAGUUUCAUUCAGAUUGCUUGAGAUUCAGGACGUAAAAAUUUCAGAUUUUUCCAGAUCAAUUUAAAUAUUGUUGUUCCUGCAUUAGUUAAGAGUUAUUAGUUAUUAGUUAUGGUCACAUCCAUUUUAUUAUAAUUGGUCAAGUUUGGCUAACCCUGUCUCCACUGGGGUUGGAAAUAAGAAAGAACGUUCUGGCUCUGAGGAUGGCUUUGUUCAGGAAUAAGUUACAGUACCGCUGGCCGUGAGUUCGAAGUUAAUGAAUGAAUGAUACAUAUUAAAUAAGGGACCUUUAAACAGAGACACAUAUAAAACAAGGUUAUGCAUUGAUCAGUUGAAAAUUUGAUGGCCAGAAGCUCCCAGGUACCUAGCCUUGUCUUUCCCAUGGGAGCCGUGGUUCAGUAUUCACUGAUUCAGUGCCCACGGCGACUUGAUAGAAGACAACUGCCAUGAAUAACUAGAAUUAGUUCUCUUUAUGCAUUUGUCUACUUUCUUGUCCAGCUUUACUUUUGCUAUUCAGGUCUUGGAUGAGCCUUAAAAAUCCUUUCACGGAUGGAGAGAAUUAUCUCCAUUCUCUGAAUCUGACUUCUGUGACACUCCAUCCAGACCUUGGGCUGCAAUUCUAGGUGCAUAUUAAAACCACCUACAGAAAAUUUUUUAAACACUGAUGCCUGGGUUCUAUAUCAGAGUCUGAUUUAAUCAAGUGGGGGUGCGCCGCACACAGUACUGUCAUUUAAAGGCUCUCCACAUUAUUCUUAUGCAGGGCCCAGUUUAAGAACCUCUGCCCUGGGCAGAAACGAGAGUCAUGGCUCUGCAGAAACUCUUAAUCACCUGAGCAAGUAACACCUCUGUGAAUUUUGCAUACGAUUGUAGGGCCUUGUGUCCCAAUUAUGACCCAGAGAUGAACGCUUAAGUAACUAAAUGAAAUGGUUGGGGUAUACAUCUGACCCAGCAGUAACCCGAAGUAAAUGUUUAGAUGAUCAGUUUUUCUUUAUCCGUACCUCUUCACUUCUCUUUAGCCGGGCUCGCUGGGGCUUGGGGUUCACCAAACGUAGGAUUUGAUGUUAACAUCUGUCCCCUUAUGUUACCCUUCUCUGUUUUGGGGCAUACACAGUUCUGGGUGUACACAGCAUUGACCUUUUUAAUUACAGACACGGACAUCUUCAAAAUUAAUUGAUGUCAGAUAACAGGAUAUGCUGAAAACCACUGUUUUCCUGCUGUUGUUUUUUUAAGCUUUCAUCUUAGGAAAAAUACUUAGCUUGUGAUUAUAAUUAGAGGCCUAGCAGGGGUAUUAUGAAAAGUACCUAUAAUUUUGACCUUUCCUUCCUGUUUCUCAUUUCUAUUUGAAAAAGAGGCCAUGAUCGAAAGUUUAAAAAAAUAAAUCCACAUUUAAUGAUUCCACAUGGUACAUUUUGCCUCUUCCAAUUUCUUUCUCCAAAAUGGGGCAGGACAGGAAUUUUUUUUUUCCUUCAAAAUGUCUUGUUUAUUCCUUAUUAAAAAGGAGCAUAUGAGAAUGACGCAUCAGAAUUUGUCAGCAGGUCCUUCAGGAGAGUUUCCCAGAUGCUCCUCUGCAACCUCUUGCAGGCAAUUGAUUAAAUAUCGUAUUGAUGGAUUCGUAGACACACACAUAAGAAUUUUAAAUACCUCUCAUAAAAUUAUAUUGCUUAACAAGAGGGUUUUUUUUUUUUUAAAGUUCCACUUGUCUAGAAACUUUGACCUCUGUGUUAUUAUUUUUAAAAUACUCUUCCAAGAUACCCUGUCACUCUCUGUGGAGUUGUGUGCUGUGCAGAGACAGGCUCGGUAGCUAAUGUAUUGCCACAUGAAUUAGGCCCAUUUGAUACUAAAGAAAGGGAUAAAAAGUAGAUAAAAGGAGAAAACUAGUUCUAACCUGGCAUAUUUACUCUUUUUCUUACUUGUAUGUGUUAAAGACAGGUAUGACUUGAAAUGCUUAAUAAGAUAUUUUGAAGUUGAUUUUUCAAAUUAUUCACCAUGUUAUAAAAGUCCAAAUAAAGCUGUAACCUUGAGUAUAUUUUAUAUUUAUUUGGGGAACACAGAAAUCAAUGUAAGCACCCCGGGCUUUUUCAGAUUGGAGCUCCCGUGGUGACCUAUGUGUAUUUCCUUACUCUUGGUCAAGCAUCACUUCAGUGGGAUAUGAUCGAGUAUUUGUCAGAAAUGGAUCUCGGGAUUUAUCCCUAAUUUGAUUUUUUUUCAGUCUUAACAUUUUCAUUUUAAUACUCACUUUUAUGGUGUUGCAGGUGACCGGCACGUAGACACUGUUCUCGUGCCAGGAAGCUGUUUAUCGCCACGUUGGCAUGUUCUGUGUUUGUAGAAAUGAAAGAUGUUGGAGUCCUCAGGACACCAGAAAUUCAGAAAAGUAAUCUGUUACUCUUUGGAAAUAAUUAUUAAACAUUGAGAUGCUUUCAGACCAUUUUUUCAAAUUAAUUAACAGUCAUUUACUUCAUCAGGAAAAAAAAAUGAAUGACUAUUAUAUGUGUAGCACAGCAAAAGCACUCUCUUCCUAACUUGCCUUUUUGGAAAUUGUCUGCUUCCUCUUCUCCAUCCCAACCCCCUUUAUUCAAACAGACCAAAGAAGAAAGAGUGAUUUCUGAAAAAGUUAUAUUUUUGCAGCAAGGAAGCUCUCCAUUCUUUGAGUCUCAGCCGAGCGUCAUAAAGGAAACGCAGGAAGGAGACUCUGCGGGCUCCGUGUUUACCUCCCGUCAAAUCAUUUUCCAGAAAACUGUCCCGUCGACACUAGAGGGCACAGAGGAUUGGGUUAUUGUAGACAGAGUACCCACUGAGAUAGUUGAUGGUGAGUCGGGAAAGAUUGUAACGUACAAGGUGGUGACGGUGAGCAGCGGAACGGGCGACGUCCCCGCCGACCUGCUGGAGUCUAGUGCCGUUGAAGUGCAGAGCUUCGAAGACCUGGCCCGAGAAAUGCACUUGAAGGAUGAGAGCAGACAGAAGAUAUACACGCUUGGAAAGUCCUAUGAUACCGUAUCUGGAAAAAUUGUUACAAUGACAGGAAAAGCCAAGGAUGGGGAGAAGGUGGCACCGGCUGAGUUGGUGAAGGCCCCCCCGGGCCUGGUGGAGUUCGAGGUCCUGAGUGCCAUCGCCGAUGACAGGGCCAGGAGGGGUCCCGAGGGCGACACGCCGAAGCGGAGGUUGUCGGAGACCCUGGCUCCCAUCAGGGAGGCCGAGUCCCGGAGGCAGAGCCCGGAGGAUGGGGACCCCGGGAAGACCCACGUGCCGGGGAGAGAUGCCGGCCCGGAGGGCGCGCGGCUCAGCAGAGCGGAGCCUGAGGCCCUGAAAGUGGGGCCCUUCGGUCCCCGCAGGAAGAGCCUGUCUGAGUGGAGAUACUCCCAGGAACCGGCCGUCACCGUCGCCACCGCCCGUUACGUGACCGAGUCGGCCGCGGCCCGAGUCGUGGUAACCGGUGCCUCUCCGGGGCCACCGCUUCCGAUGCCAGCAUGACAUUUGCCGAGGCAGCCCUUCCACCCCGAGCCUUUCCGUUUCUCCUGCUGUUUGGCUUAUGUUGAGAGCGGCCAACCCAAGCUUUUUAGUUGUUUUCCUGGUUAAGUCACCACCGCGGUCCAGCGCGAGCAUCUGGACACCUGCCGUUUGGUUUCCAGCUCCCGUCCCCGAGGCGGGAUGCUGCGGCUGGCGCUUGCGGUGAAGGGGGAACGUGAUGGCUUAACCCAGCACCGCCCGCACCCCGGGACCUCUCUCUGCUUUCCCACACCGGAGCUCGUGGUCACCCCGAUUUGCUCUUUUAUUUCCCAUUCUUUUCUGUUUCCAAAGUCUGGAUUCCUUGAUCCCUCACCCUCAGUCCUGCGCCCCUGUCCCGUCUCACCAGCUGUGAGUGUGUCUGUGCCGCUUGUGUCCCGACCUCUGUGCUUGACUCUCCAUUUCUUU
Molecule: messenger RNA, 4447 nt
Organism: Camelus dromedarius (Arabian camel)
Lineage: Eukaryota; Metazoa; Chordata; Mammalia; Artiodactyla; Camelidae
Exons: 3
Coding region: 3014-4006 (330 amino acids)
Source: RefSeq, a predicted model, not a curated record